Lacerta agilis (Sand lizard) is the source of this 1553-nucleotide messenger RNA. RefSeq names its product NKAP domain containing 1 (gene NKAPD1). NCBI's taxonomy places the organism in Eukaryota, Metazoa, Chordata, Lepidosauria, Squamata, Lacertidae. Bases 215 to 1114 code for a protein of 299 amino acids. The record is from RefSeq and is a predicted model, not a curated record. The transcript has 6 exons.
CCGGCUCUUCUCGCCCCACGCAUUCCGGGUUCCGAGGCCUGACGAAUCAUCAGCUCGGGAGUCUGCCGCUUGCGUGGUCGAGGUCCCCGGAAGGAAGCGGGGGGGGGGGGAGGAAUAAAUAAGCGGUUUCCUUAGGAGGGAAAGGUCUGGACUCGGGUGGCGAAGGAACGUGUGACUCGUGGACUGGCAAGGCUCGCUAACUGUCGGAUAAAGGAUGUCCCGUGUCCCAUUGGGGAAAGUCCUCCUGCGAAAUGUCAUCCGUCACACUGAUGCACAUAACAAGAUUCAAGAAGAGUCGGAAAUGUGGAAAAUUCGGGAAAUGGAAAAGCAGAACAAAGACAUUCAGUGGGGCAAGGAAAAGAGACUGCUUCCUGAUUGUUCCAGCAGCCGGAUGCGUAGCGAUGGGUUUGAUGAAGAGACCCAGCAGGCCAAUUGGAAGGCGAGGAAUUUGGCUCCUGUGUCAGUAGAGACAGAGGACGACCUCCGGCAUGCCCGCUACUGGAACAAGAAGCUCUAUGAAUGUGAAGCAAACAUGCCAGACAGGUGGGGCCACAGUGGCUACAAAGAGCUGUAUCCAGAAGAAUUCGAUACAGACAGUGACAGAGAGCGAGAUGAACAAAACUCUGUGAACGGAAAAAGGAAGUCUCAGCCUGGCACGCGGUCUUCCCUUGAGUUGCCCAAAAGGAAAAAAGCCAAAAAGUCACACAAGAAAAAGCGGAAAAAGAAAUCUCAUAAGAAGCAGAAGAAGAAGAAACAGGAGCAGCCAAAUGCCAUGGCAGAUUCUUCCCAGGAGUCUGACUCGUCGGAGAAAGGUGCUGGCAAGAGAAAGCGGAAGCGUCACAAAAAGGCCAAGAAGAGCUCUGCAAAGGCAGCCCCCUCUUCUUCCUCAGGGCAAGACAAUGACUCCAGCAAGGCCAGCAGCUGCCCCUCCAGCAGUUCUGAGGACAGUGAGCCAGACAAAAAGCAGGAGAAGCAGCCGAAGAAAAAGAGGCGGAAACGCCACGUAUCUCUCUCAGAACGGUGUGCUGAAAGGGUGCAGGAGAAGCGCAGUAAGAGGAAGAACUGGAAAGUGGCUGCUGAUGAGAAUUCAGAGGACAGUUCUGAUGAGGACUAGGGGAAAGGGACCAACACAGUCAGUGCUUUUUGCGGGGCGGGGCAGGGGCACUGACAUUCUGAGAGAUUGGUCUCCAAGUGCUGCCCCCUUGGAACAAAAGUAGUCUGGGCAACAGCUCUAUGAUCCAGAUGCUGCAAACCUCAGUUACCUGCAGGGGGCUUCUUUCAGUUUCAUGUAGGUCAGAAACUGGUCAGGAAAUGAGAAGCUCCCAGCCCAAGGCUCGUUUGUCCAGCCCAGGUUUAAACUUGAGUUUGUUUGUGACAAUACAGUACCUUAACUCACAAGAGAGCUACUAUUGGAGUCUGCAUAGAACGGAACUGACCUUGGGUCCCCUUAGAUUUUUUUUUAAAAAAACUAAAAUCUAUUUUUGAUGGCCAAUACCUAACAUUUAAUUGCAAUAAACAAUGAAGGAGAUCAGACACUCCUCAGGUUGCCAACC